Molecule: messenger RNA, 858 nt
Organism: Rotaria sordida
Lineage: Eukaryota; Metazoa; Rotifera; Eurotatoria; Philodinida; Philodinidae
Source: the annotation of a GenBank genome assembly
AUGGCUCAAUCAUUUGAUACAUGUGAACAUAUGAUGCUUGGUCAAGCUGUUGUCGAUAGCUUUGGAGCAUCGACUAAUAUGGCUCUUGGACUUAGUAAAAGUUUACAAAAACGUAAAGCAUUUGAUGGAGCUCAUGUUAUGUCUCAUUAUCUAUAUUUCUAUCAUCUUUCGAAACAUAGUAUUGGUAAGACAACUGAAUUAGUUUAUGAAGAACUUAAAGCAACUAUAACAAAACCACCACACAAAUUAACAAGAGAACAAUUUAAAUUUCCGAUAGACAAAAUUCACAGUGCAUCACGUUCUGCUCAUGAACAAUUAAACGGACUUUCAAGUGGAUGUAAUCCUGCUCAACGUUCUUUUCCACUUGCUUGUUGUCGAUGGAUUGAUGAUAAUGACCUUUUUCAAAUAUCAUGCGAUGAAGCACAUCUUACACACUUUAGUACUACAGCUGGACAAGCAUCUGCUUUAACUAACUUGAUCUGUCGACGUUUAAUCAAAGGUGAUCAAUGGAAUGAUGCUAUAAGAACUGCUUUUUCAACUGCUCCAGAUCUGUUGGGUGAAAUUCGAGAAAUUCAAGAUCGAUAUGAAAAUGAUACUAGGCUUAAUUCUCGUUUACCUGCUGGAUAUGCACCAAAUACGUUACAUACUGCUUUAUAUUGUGUUACAAAGGCUAAUUCAUUUAAAAGUGCAUUAAACCAUGCACAUGAACUUGAUAAAACUUAUUGUCCGAUUAUAGUUGGUAUAUUAGCUGGUGCUCGAUGGGGUGUGCCAUCAUCAAUGUUAGACAAAAGUCCUAAAGAUAAACUAAAAGAUAUACGUCAAGUAGCAAAAUGUUUUACUGAUGAAUGGAAGAAAUAA